AUGCAAGUGUUUGGCAAGUUUCCAGGUCUUCCAGGUCUUUUCGUAUCAGCUGUGUUUAGUGCAGCAUUAAGUUCCGUUUCAACUCUCUUAAACUCUUUGGCAGCAGUGUUACUGGAAGAUUUUAUUAAACCGAACGUUCGAAGUCCGAUCAGUGAAAAUACGGUGGCUAUCGUUAUGCGGACCAUUGUAAUAGUUUUUGGUGUAAGUGCAAUUGGACUAGUAUACAUUGUCGAAAAAAUGGGGAUGGUAUUGCAGCUAUCUGCUACUAUGCAAUCGAUUUCAUACGGACCUAUGUUAGGCAUUUUUUCUACUGGUGUAUUGAUGCCAUGGAUCUCAGAAAAGAGUGUUUUUGUUGGAAGCCUUGUCGCCGUCUUGUCCAUGACUUGGAUAUGUAUCAAAGCUCAAAUGGCCAUUGUGACAGGCUCAUUUCGUCACACAAAAUUGCCGGUUUCCGUUGAGGGAUGUGACUACGAAUAUGAUAACAGUCGCUACCUGAAUUCUACGAAUGAAUACGAGGUUAAGAAUGGAAAUGCCAUACACCAUAUCUCUUUUCUGUUGUAUACAAUGCUGGGUGCUCUUAUCACCAUUGUAGUUUCAAAUAUCGCUUCACUUUAUUUUGGCCGAAAUAAGAUAUCUGAUGUAGAUAAAAAGCUAAUUGCCCCAUUCAUUGUCAAAUAUAUCCAAAAGCAGAGCUAUAAAAAUGUUCAAACAUCCGAGAAGCUUGAAAUGGAGUAAUACCUUGGAUCACAGAAAGCUACGUAACUACAAUCAAUUUAAAAUCGAUGUUAAUCAAAAUGUUAAAAUUUCUCAACUCAAAAAUAAAAAAUAUUUUGAGAUUUUUAUUUCUGGUA
This is a messenger RNA of Bactrocera neohumeralis, 851 nucleotides long. RefSeq names its product sodium-coupled monocarboxylate transporter 1-like. Gene Ontology annotation, cellular component: membrane. Gene Ontology annotation, biological process: transmembrane transport; sodium ion transport. The transcript is spliced from 3 exons. Bases 1 to 735 code for a protein of 244 amino acids. The record is from RefSeq and is a predicted model, not a curated record. Lineage: Eukaryota; Metazoa; Arthropoda; Insecta; Diptera; Tephritidae. Gene Ontology annotation, molecular function: symporter activity.